Xyrauchen texanus (razorback sucker) is the source of this 2734-nucleotide messenger RNA. Its product is annotated as photoreceptor ankyrin repeat protein-like. Gene Ontology annotation, molecular function: protein binding. The transcript is spliced from 5 exons. NCBI's taxonomy places the organism in Eukaryota, Metazoa, Chordata, Actinopteri, Cypriniformes, Catostomidae. The record is from RefSeq and is a predicted model, not a curated record. The coding region runs from base 216 to 1526 and encodes 436 amino acids.
CAGGGACAGGGCUCUGUCCUCAGACAGUCCACAAUAAGAAUCCUUAGUGGGAGGACUUCACAGACACAGCAGGAGCAAUGAUCUGAUCUCCCAGAGAGAAGUGGAUGAAAUUAAACCUUCUUCUGAGCACUUUUAAUGGAGUUCAAUGAGCAAUGAAGAUGCUGAUGAUGAUGAGGUGUCUUGCGAGCUAGUGAGUCCUCGCUCGUGCUGGCCAGAUGGCUGAAGUUAAAGUCAUGGUGCAUGAGGAUCCAAAUCUGGGCUCUGGUCCAGAUGAGGAUGCCUCUGAGUUAUCUGUUUCAGAGAGUGAUUCAGAUUCCGGGAGUGUGUUGUCGGAUGACUCCGUGCUCCCUGACUAUGAGCGGGAAGAAGCCAGUGGAGGCCCUGCCAACAACUUGUACCAGGCCUGUGCCAAGAACAAUGCAGCAGCCCUCCGCAGAGUUUUGGAGAGGGGUGUUACAAGAGAUGAAGUCAUGGAAAUAGACAUAAAUGGCAGGAAUGGUCUCAUGUUGGCGGUCUCAAAAGGUUUUGUGGACAUUGUGUAUGGACUGAACCAGUGCCCAUUUCUGGAUAUUAAUCACAAGGAUAAUGAUGGCAACACUGCCCUCAUGAUCGCUGCACAAGCUGGUUUUGAAACCAUCCUCACCUACAUCCUGAACUUCUUCUCUGGGGUGGAUAUGGAGCUCAAGGAUAACCGAGGCUUUACCGCUCUCCUCAAGGCAGUCAUGCAGGGCAGCAAUGACUGUGUGGCCUCACUGCUCAUGGCUGGGGCUGACAUAAAUGUAGUGGAUACUGCAAGGGGUAAGGGUAUACGAGAAUGGGCUCUGAAAACAGGUCGCUUUGACACACUACACAGGCUUAAUCGACUGCACACGAGGCCUCGGGCAGAACAGUUCUGUGAACAAUUUGUCCCAGAGUGGCCAGAUCUGAAACAGCUAGUGGCCAAGGCCACAGCCACAAAAAGUACAGGACAGAAAGUCGCCCAUCGCCUGAAGUCCACAUUCAGGAUAAAUAUUCCACAUGACCCCCAGGACAAUAGCGUUAUGGACCAUAUGGUGCGAAUUACCACAAGCAUCCAUAGUCCCUUGUUGGUCACUGGAUGCCGUCCUUUGUGUCCCACAAGCCCGCCGGAGAUUGGCAAGAGACGCCUGGAUGUGCCUGUGUCAGGAACCUCUGGCUCUUCUGUUUCACUGGUCUCCUGCUACACUGAAUCAGAGCGGAGAGGCAGUGUGCUAUCAAUGGCCUCCAAUGGCAUCCUCAAGUUUGUCCCGCGCAGCAUGUCCCGUCGCAAUAGCGUGUUUCCUGCAGGCUGCAUUCCCCAAAUCAAAGUGAUCAAAUCUGGAGAGCCAACACCCAAAAAGCAGAAAAAGAAUAAGAAAUCCAAAUAUCACUUAGAGCCACCGGUAUGGAAGUACAAGGAGGCUAAAGAGGAGAGGAAAAAAAAGGAAAAGGAAAAAGCAGAACAAGAGAAGACUAAAAAGGAAUCUAAGAAGAAGGUGAAAAAUGAGAAAAAAGCUGCCAACAGAUAAAUGAUGCCACAAAUCUGUCUGCCAUCAAUUUAGAGCUUUUGUGUCUGCUCUUAGAAUAUAUUUUUAAUAUUUUUAUUAAUUUUUUUUGUUAAUAGAUAUACCAUUUCACAUAAUUAAUGGCAGAACAAAAUACUCUAUACAUUGGAUUCAACUAUAUACAAUGUAAUCUGAAUAUGAUUAAUACCUAUGCAACAUCCAUUUUCAUCUGGCAUUUCCUUUACUAUUCUUUUUCCUUUAUCUCUCAACAAGCCCAUACUACUCAAUGAGUUUAAUGUGGCAACAUUGUUCAUUUCAAAGGAUGACUUUACAAUGGACCUUUUUUACAGACUCAAGAUUUUUGUUAUUCUACAGUCUGUACCGGUGUUAUUUUUGUUUGUAUUGUUGUUGUAAUUUGUUUUUAUUGCACUCCACAGUUUGUUGAAUAAGGAUAUGCUAUGUAUGCAUCUGUAUGUAUGCUGCUGCAUAAUUAGACAUAAAUACAAUUCCCAUGUAGCAGAUCUAGACAAUCAGAGAUGGGAGGAGGAGGGUUUCAGAGCCAAAUCUUACAGCGUGCUGCAGUGAAACCGGCUUACUUGCAAACUGAGCUAAUUUAAACAUAAGGAAAAGAGAGAGUACACAAGUUGAUUAGCAACACGACUACGCAUUAAAGUACCUCAGCUUAAGCUGAUUGGCUUGACAUAUCACAUGGGAGCAAGCUGAUUUACUAACAGAUAAGAAAUUCAAAGAGCCUAUCCACGUGCUCCAUUCAGAGUUUCAUGACCAAAUUUAAUCAUUUCAAUGUUCACUUUAAGAGCACUUUAAUAGUUUAAACAUUAACAAUGUUAUCAUACAGGAAAAGGACAGAUGCAAUAUUUAUCUUUCCUCCAUGCAAUAAUUUAAGUGUUCAUGCAUUUGUUUAUAAAAUUGUCUCACAGUGUCUCACGGAAAGCAAACUUGCCAUUGCAUCGAUUGUACAUUAUCAAGACAUGCACUAAACUGACUUCAUGAAAAGCAAAAUCUGUUACAUACUUAUGCAACUCUGUAUUUACAUAGUAUUAUUGGAGAGAAAAUUGGUCUAUUUCAUUAAAGGGAUAUUUUUAAUUCUGUCAUAAUUUACCUAAAGUUGUUCCAAACCUGUAUAACUGUUUUGUUUUUUUGUUUUUAUUCUGUGGUGGGUAAAUGAUAACAGAAUUUCCAUUUUUGGAUGAACUAACCCUUUAAGGAACCAU